GAAAAUUACGUUACGUUGUAGCCAAAAUUGUACGUAUUGUCAAAAUUGACGUAUUGCUAAUUCACAUCAGAUCAAUUCAGAUCGUACGAGAUUCCAGAAUUGAAUGGACCACAAAGCGAUGGCGUGGUCGAACCCCAGCUUGACGCAGGGCGUGCGAACGGGCGAGGUGGCGCCUGAUAUAAAAGCGUGGCAACGCAUCAAUUGGCCCUUGUGCAGGCAGGCGGGCAUCUUCAAGGACUGGGCGUCACGGCUGCGCACCAAGCAGGCGCUGGACUACUUCAGUCGCUCCCUCUCCAUAUGCCAGACUGAGGGGCAGGGCGCCUGCUGCAGGAACAGCCUCACGGCGCUGGACCACCACAGCUGCUACGCAACCGAGGGCAAGUACUGUCAGAUGGCCGCCGAUGCGCUGGCCAAGCGUAGCUUCUUUCGGCGGGAGAUGGCCCAGCCGGAGCUGGCGCUCGAGGAUGCCCAGAAGGCGCAGGACUUGUUGGCGCACCAGGGUAAGUCGAGGCUUAGCAACGUGCUGAACAAAUGCGACGCGAUGUUCGAAUGCAACCAGUUCGAAGAGAAUCUCAUGCAGCUCCACAUCGAGAAGCGCAACUGUCAGACCAGCACCGCCAAGCAUUGCUUCGAGUACCGAGCAACCCACACAACGAGUGUGCUCGAGGGCAGCUUGGGCGAUGCUCUGUAUCCCUUCAUGCUGCACAGCUGGCCCCUAGUCGUGAGGCUGGCGCGCUCUCGGCGCACCCCAGCGGCCUUCAUGCCGCGUCCCAUCUGGCAGCUGAGCGAGAAGCGGGAGUGCGACGUGGAGAGCCUGGGGGAAAAGGAGAAGGCGGACUACUCGCCGCUGGAGCAGGCGCAGCUCCGCAUGCGCAAGAACGCCUACAACUCCCAGUACUUGCGCCACAGCGCCCGAGAUCUGGGCAUGCUGAAGCAGCUGCAGACGAGCCUCACCCUGCCGCACCUCCAAUCUCAAAUCUCCACGCCCUACAUGACUGAGCUGCUCGCCGAACAGUCGGCCAUGGUGCACAAGUUCAUGAAGAUGAGCCACAACCGCAGCCCGCUCUAUCAAUGCAGGUAUGAGAAGUGCCGCGACACCAAGAUCUGCGAGCGCAAUCAGCAGGAGGCCCUGCUUCGCAUCGAGUACCAGACGCGGCGCGAGUGCUUCCGGAUGCUGCGCGAAGUGCGCAAGCGGCGGCAAGAGCGGAACAUCGAACGCCUGACAGACUACGUCGAGCACAUCAUGUCCACCAGCCUUUCGUUCAAGACGAAUCGCACGCUGCCCUGGAAGUGGGAGUUCAUCAACGAGGUCUACAACAUCCUGGCGCUGGCCCACAUCGAUCGCUGUGCCUUGCCGAAGAAUGUCGACUUCCUGGAUCUCCAAAACCAUUCCAUUCUCUACCUGCUGACGACGGAACGUGCUAACGGACAGAUCCCUGCCGUUAGCUUCGGCGAUCGCAAUAUUUACGCCGAAGCCGACAGAGAAAAGGCGCGACAGAGUCGCAUGGUCAAGAAAGUCGAGCGUCUGUGCAGCCGCCUGAAGCACUCGCGCUUCGGCAUAGAGCGCACGUAUCUGAAGUUCGAGAUCGCGCGCUGCCACUUGAAGACGUCCUACUUCGACAAGGCGUUGAUAAUGGCACAAAAGGCGCUGCUUGAGGCGCGCAACUGUGGCAGCACCGUUUGGCGCUUCAAUAUCACCUUUCUGAUCUGUCAGGUGUACGCGAUCUUGCACCGCUUCCGGCGACUGGGCGAGACGCUGACCUGGGCCAGCCACUUGGCCGAACGACUCAAGUCGCCCAAGCUGCGGGCCUAUUUGGCUCUCUGCCAGGCGGUCAACGACUAUCAACUAAACUUUGCACACCGCCAUGAAACGGAGCACAAUUUCAGGGACCGCAGGCGCAAACAGCCAUCGUACAGCUCAAUUGAGUCGACUGACUACACUGGGGAAAUAUCCUACUAA
This is a messenger RNA of Drosophila navojoa, 1960 nucleotides long. It is a transcript of the gene p-cup, whose product is annotated as presidents-cup. Lineage: Eukaryota; Metazoa; Arthropoda; Insecta; Diptera; Drosophilidae. The record is from RefSeq and is a predicted model, not a curated record.